AUGACUCUCGAAGAGGAAAGCGCUCUCGAAUUCACUCUGGCCUUUGGACUAAAUGCAUUUGCUGCAUCGUCCACCGUCCUAGGUGGCUUUGUCAUCUUCAGCAACAAACUCCUGCAACUUGCUAGUCCGAUGUCGAUGGCUGUACUGCUCAGUGUAUCCGGUGGGAUCAUACUCUUCCAGGCUCUCGUUGUUCUGUUUGCAAUUUCGUUCAAGGAAUUCAACGACGCUUUCAGUAAUAACGACAGCGGAAGCGGAAGAAACUCGAGUGAAGAUGAUAAGGGCAACGCAUGGCUCGCGGCCACCGGAUGCUUUGGAGGGGGCAUCAUCAUCAGUUACCUCGUCGACCUCAUUGUGCAGAAGCUCACCCCGGGCCAAAACAUGAAUGGCACACCGCGGACGCAAAGUGCCCGAAUUUCCUUUCAGGAGGGCCCCGUUGACGUCAAGCCACCGGUAGAGCUCGUCCAAAAUCAAGGCAGCGACGUGUUUAUCAAAAUGGACGAAGCGGGUAAGGGAAAGUUGCAGCGUAUGGGUAUCCAUAGUGCAAUCGCUGUGGGUAUCCAUAACAUCCCCGCAGGAAUCGCUACGUUUGUGGCAUCCUCCGAGCACGCAUGGAUCGGCUUGUCACUAGCAAUUGGCAUUGCGCUACACAAUAUUGCUGAGGGCAUUGCCGUUGCUGCCCCAAUCUACUUUGCGACGGGAAGCAUAUGCCGCGGUUUGCUGUGGUGCUUGCUGUCAGCAGUCGCACAACAUAUUGGUGGCCUCAUCGCGUUCGCAUCGAUGGGCACGGAUGCAGACAAGCAGACACGAGGACUUAUGUACGGCCUGUGUGCUGGCAUGCUAGCCGGUAUCAGUAUAAAGGAGACCCUUCCGACCGCAUACAUGUUCGCCAAUGGUCGGAUGCACCUAGUUUCGGCUGGAAGUCUGGGUGGCAUGUUUUUCAUGUCCGCCGGCCUCAUUUUUUUCAGCUACAUCGGUGUAUGA
Messenger RNA from Peronospora farinosa, 981 nucleotides. The record is from the annotation of a GenBank genome assembly. NCBI's taxonomy places the organism in Eukaryota, Oomycota, Peronosporomycetes, Peronosporales, Peronosporaceae.